Molecule: messenger RNA, 1073 nt
Organism: Prunus dulcis (almond)
Lineage: Eukaryota; Viridiplantae; Streptophyta; Magnoliopsida; Rosales; Rosaceae
Exons: 2
Coding region: 279-944 (221 amino acids)
Source: RefSeq, a predicted model, not a curated record
AAAAGAAAGUAGGAGUAAAGUAGGGGUUCGAGAUUGCCUGAUGUUUUGCUCUGUUUUUCCUUUGAUUAUUGUGGUUUCUAAUAGGCUGUUUUUCUUGUUAUUAUGUUUGUCCUAUGUGGUUUGAAGUGUAUUCUUAGAUUUGGCUGGAAUCCUUCAUGUGUAGGGGAUUUUGUGGUGUUCAAUUCUUGUAAUUGCCCCUGUUGUUAAUGAUUUCUCCUCAUUGUCUACAAAAAAAAGUAGGGGAAUUUACAAGCUAGCUCUAGCUCCGCAGAUUGAACAUGGGAGCUACAGUUUCCCCGAUUGCUAAUCUUCAACUUCUUAACCGUCAUAACUACGAAGAUUGGAGUUUCCAGGUGAAAUUGUACCUGUUAGCUAAAGAUGUUUGGGACGUUGUAGAAGCAGCAACUGAACCACCAACACCAGAAGAUGGUGAGGCUGAGUUUAGGGCUUGGAGGAAGAAUAAUGCCAAGGCUUUACUUGCAAUCCGGACGUGUUGCGGGGAUGAUACCUACCCUAUAAUCAAGGCCAUUACCACAGCCAAAGCUGCCUGGGAUGUGUUGGCUGAAGAGCUAAAGCCUUCUGAUUCUGAAGAGAUAAAGCCUUUUGAUUCUGAAGAGCUAAAGCCUUCUGAUUCUGAAGAAGAAACAGGGCAUAAUAAUAAUGAUGAUGAGAGCGAUGUGAAGUAUGCUCCUUUGUACGAUAGUUUGAAGCGUGGUGAUUGGAAUGCUGCAAAGGAGUUUAUUGAUCGACACGAAGAGGCACUAACACAUAGAGGUUCAUCAAGCGGUGGGACAGCUCUUCACGAAGAGGCACUACACAAUGUGGAAGAGUUGUUGAAGCUGAUGACAGAAGAGGACUUGGAAAUUCAAGAUGACAAUGGUUGCACAGCUUUUUUCUAUGCUUUUGCAAAAAGGAAUGGCCCCAAUAGUUGCCAAAAUGGUUAAAAAGAACAAGAGUUUAGUUACCAUGCGUUUUACCAACGUAGCAGGAAAUAAGACUCCAGUUUUAGUCGCUUGUGCCUUGGGCCAUUGGGAAAUAGCUCGCUUUCUCUAUUCUCGCACUCCAAUCCAUGU